GACACCGCAGCAGUUCCGCUCCGGUCCUGCUGACGGCGCUGUCGCUUCUUUGACAGACGGUUAAAAACCUUCUCUGGAGUUUCCUCCGACUUUUAAAAAUUUGAGCGACAGCAGGGUGAAGAGAGAGUCACAUCUGGAAGGUUGAGGGCCAUGGCUCGUGGGCAGCAGAAGAUUCAGUCUCAGCAAAAGAAUGCCAAGAAGGCAGCAGAUAAGAAGAAAGGUCAGGCCGCUGACCAGAAGACUGCAGCGAUGGCCGCACUGGUCCACACCUGCCCCGUCUGCCGGACACAGAUGCCUGACCCUAAGACCUUUAAGCAGCACUUUGAGAGCAAACACCCCAAGUCCCCCAUGCCUGCUGAACUGGUGGACGUUCAGGCAUAAAGAAGGGCCGACUGGACCUGAACCCGAUACACAAUGACCACGGACUAAACAUUGAAUCACUGCACCUGAAGGAUGUUGAUGACGAACACUGGGAGCCGUCAGUAUUCAUGGACAACAUGUCGGAAUGGAGGGAUGUGCUGUGUACGUACAUGUGAGUUUGUGAAAGAAAAAACAAUAACGACGGGGCAGAAGUACACCAGCACCCCACUUUUAUAUUUAUUAUGUACAACUACGAGGGAGGGGGACCUGCAAGAUUGCCUGCUAACACUGAAUAAUAUUAUCUUGUGACUAAUUACUGGGAGAUGUGAUGAGUCUGAAGAAACUACGAUGGGAAGUGAAAAAAACAGCAAAUAUUUUUGAAUAUGUGGUUAGCUAGGAAGAGAUUGCACAUUUAACACCCCAACUAUAUAUUUAAUCACUCGUCUACAAUGGACGUGGCACCGCUGUCGAGUUUAAACCUUGUAACUUCAAACAUUUUCUCCUGAGUAGAGGGUAUUCAUCUGAUGUCGCCUCAGCCAUCCGUGCAUACCCUCCAUGUAAGAUUAAAAAAAUUAAGUUUUCAUGACCAUUGGCCUCUUCAAAAUACUAAAAUCCCAUUGUAUAUUUUUGUUGGUGGUAAAAUAUAGAGUAUUAGUUCCUCAAACUAUUUGCCGAGAUUCCUGGUUUUUGCCCAACAACACUCGACAGCUCUGCCUCCUCUGUGCUGCUGCUCCACAGGUGUCCACCCUCAGUAACACCUUACAACAGUACCUCACGUUAAACCACACAGUAAAUCUCAUAGUAUGUUGUUUUUUUUUUUUCCUCCCAAAUUCUUCUGCUUCUGCUCAUUUUUAAUGUGGUCCUCCUUGGGCAUGUUUCAAAACAUAAUCUUGGCAAUAACACCAUCUUUGUCCCACUUCAGUUAAACCAGGACAAGAUUUGCUCUGUGCUCAUUUAUGCUUUCAACUGUUGGCAGUUUGGUUGUUUGUUUGUUUGUUUGUUUGUUUGAAGAAACCGUAAAUGAUUGACAGUUAAAGACAUGAUUAAUCCCGGUUCUUUUUGGUUCUUCAUAUACUUACUAACGGGCAAAUACGUCACUAAAUUUCCUCAAUGUAUUUUUUUUUUUUUUUUACCCUUUUCAAUAAAUUGAACAUUGUAUUUAA
Messenger RNA from Sebastes umbrosus (honeycomb rockfish), 1523 nucleotides. RefSeq lists its product as uncharacterized. The coding region runs from base 151 to 381 and encodes 76 amino acids. The record is from RefSeq and is a predicted model, not a curated record. The transcript has 4 exons. NCBI's taxonomy places the organism in Eukaryota, Metazoa, Chordata, Actinopteri, Perciformes, Sebastidae.